UUUGUGGGGUUAGCAAUGAACUAUAAAUAGCUAAUGAAGGUUCAUGUUUGUUUAUCAUAGCGGCAAUCUUUCUUUGAUCUCGUGAUAAGAGUUGUGAUAUGGGCAGACAUCAGCUAUGGUGGAAGGGCAAUAGAUUAAAGUCACAAAAUGCUUUUGCUUUGGUGACAGGGGUGUUUGUGCUCCAAUUUGAAGCAGACUGUUACGAUACGACAACUAGCCUCAUUUAGCCAUGUAAGGCUGCAACUAACAAUUAUAAAUAUAGAAAAAUGCAUGUAAAUUGUUGUAAACACUUGUAUAAUGUUAAGGGGUGCUUUGAAACCUUAGCUUUGAGUUUUAAUAGCUCAAAAUGUUCCAUGAAAAGUAUGUGUCCUUUGAUGUGCCCUUGAAAUGGUCCCAUACAUUUGAGGUUUUGGGUCACGAAGGUUGCCUCAGCCUUUUCUCCAUUUGCUGCUCACUGUGAAAGAGAACAAUGACAUAAUGACCAGUUGACUAAUUUAAUAGUCAUUUUUUAUGAAAAAAGAAAAUGAUGAAAAUAUGUUUCAUAUAUAAAGUCUGGAUGAUUUCUCUCUUGAAGGAAAACUGUUUUGACAUUUUUACCCAUCUUUCUCCGUCACUGUGCAGAGUGUUUCAUUUCAAUCAUCAGCAUUAUUUUAGUUUACUGUCGCACUGCUACAGUAGAGGAAAAGAUGAUCAGUCUCUUUCCAAAAUUCACUGUCCAGACCACCCCGACGCCCAUCUUGUAGAGGACUGCCGUGCAGGGGACAUGAUUUGCCCCGAAUGCGGUCUGGUCGUUGGCGACCGAAUUAUUGACGUUGGAUCGGAAUGGAGGACGAUUUCAAGUGAGAAGAGCCUUAAAGAUCCAACCAGAGUUGGAGACGGCCCAAACCUGCUGAGCAAUGGGGACCUGUCUACGAUAUUUGGAGAGGUUACAGCUUCAUCUGAUGACUUUGGAAACCGGAGGUACCGGCACCUGGCGACGAGAAGUUCCCGCAAUGCGCUGCUGAACACCUUCAAAGAAAUUAGCACCAUGGCUGAUCGCAUCAACCUGCCGAAAAACAUUGUGGAUCGAACAAACCUGUUAUUCAGACAGGUUUACGAACAGAAGACUCUUCAAGGACGAGCCAACAAUGCCAUCGCUUCAGCCUGCCUCUACAUCGCCUGCAGGCAAGAAGGUGUUCCAAGAACUUUCAAAGAAAUCUGUGCCGUCUCACGCAUCUCCAAGAAGGAGACUGGACGGUGCUUCAAACUCAUCCUCAAAGUGUUGGAGACUAGCAUGUACCUCAUUACAACAGGUGACUUCAUGUCACGUUUCUGCUCCAAUUUGGGACUCACAAAGCAAGUGCAGAUGGGUGCGACUUUCAUUGCCAGGAGAGCCAUGGAGCUGGACCUGGUUCCUGGACGAAGCCCCAUCUCUGUCGCUGCAGCAGCCAUCUACAUGGCCUCCCAGGCCUCCUCAGACAAGAGGACUCAGAAAGAUAUUGGAGACACUGCCGGAGUGGCGGACGUCACAAUCCGUCAGUCGUACCGCCUGAUCUACCCUCGCGCUGCAGACCUCUUUCCUUCGGACUUCCAAUUUGACACCCCGGUGGACUGCUUGCCUCAGCUGUAAAACGGACUCUUCACACGAGAAGGAUUGUUUCAGCUCUUGGGCAGUUACAUAACAUUAACAGGAUUGGUCCUGUUAUUGCUGCUAGUUCAGCACGGCAUUUGUCCUUUAUUGACGUCAGAAAAACACAAAUUACACUUGUAAAAAAAAGGGCUAUUACCCUAGAUAAACAAAACAAAUCUCCUGAAAACACAAAUAAAACUAUCAGUUACAAUAUAAUCUAAUGUGAAGGAUUUUUAUUUUACUAAAACCUAAAAUCAAUAAUUGUGGUAUUGUUUGUGAGUGUAUUAGAAUCACAAUGAGAUUUACUGACCAAGGUCAGUGAGGAUCACACUAGGAAAGUGCUUUGGUACAGCGUGCAAUAAUGAACGAAACAAACAAAAAAAAAAUGAAUAAAAAUAAAUAAACAAUACAGAAGUAACUCAUAAAUAAACUGCAAACAACAAGGGCUGUUUGCGAAUUCACCUGGGGAAAUCAAU
Molecule: messenger RNA, 2085 nt
Organism: Synchiropus splendidus (mandarinfish)
Lineage: Eukaryota; Metazoa; Chordata; Actinopteri; Syngnathiformes; Callionymidae
Product: transcription initiation factor IIB-like
Exons: 6
Coding region: 524-1609 (361 amino acids)
Biological process (GO): transcription initiation at RNA polymerase II promoter; transcription preinitiation complex assembly
Cellular component (GO): transcription preinitiation complex; nucleus
Molecular function (GO): TBP-class protein binding; RNA polymerase II general transcription initiation factor activity
Source: RefSeq, a predicted model, not a curated record